This is a messenger RNA of Myxocyprinus asiaticus (Chinese sucker), 2376 nucleotides long. Its product is annotated as scavenger receptor cysteine-rich type 1 protein M130-like. The coding region runs from base 292 to 1002 and encodes 236 amino acids. NCBI's taxonomy places the organism in Eukaryota, Metazoa, Chordata, Actinopteri, Cypriniformes, Catostomidae. Gene Ontology annotation, cellular component: membrane. The record is from RefSeq and is a predicted model, not a curated record. The transcript is spliced from 5 exons.
ACAAAGCUGUGCUGAUUUUUUUAUUACAACAACUUUCUUGAUACCUUCCUUGAUGAUAUUUGAUAUUGCAUACUCAUACUAAACAGAAAAGGGUGAAUUUAGGAAAUAAAUUGCAAGAAUACACUGAAAUGUACAUCUCCUGAGGGGUUUUGUCCCUCUUCUUUAGACGUUAGACUUGUUAAUGGGGACAAUAUAUGUUCCGGAAGAGUGGAAUACUCCCACUGGGGACAAUGGGGAACCAUCUGUGAUAUUGGCUGGGAUGCUACAGAUGCUGCAGUGGUGUGUAAACACAUGGGUUGUGGGACCCCUAUAGAAGCAAAGACCAGGGCAUAUUUUGGACAAGGCUCAGGACAAAUAUGGCAGGAAAAUUUGAGGUGUCUUGGGAAUGAACCAGGAUUGUAUUGGUGCCCAUCAAGUGGAUUGGGAGUCAGCAGCUGCAACCAUACACAAGAUGCUGGGGUCAUCUGUCGAGAUUUGAAGUUGGUGGGCGGUGUCAACGCAUGUGAUGGCAGGGUUCAGAUUCUGUAUGAUAAUCACUGGGGAGCAGUGUGUUACAAUGGUUGGGAUCUAAUAGAUGCUACAGUUUUGUGUAGAGAGCUGGGCUGUGGUGACUUUGCAAAAGUGAAGGGAUAUAUUGGUCCUGUGGGGCCAGUGUGGAUGGAUAAUCUCAGCUGUACAGGAAAAGAGUGGACAGUGCGAGACUGCCCUUUCACUGGGGGUGUGAGCAGUUGUUUGAAUGGGGUUCAUGCAGGUGUUCUUUGCACAAAAUUUGUUAGAAAAGGCAUGGUGAAGAUUUUGGUGAAGGCUAAAACUGGAGUCAAUGUAAAUGGCGCAAUUAUCAUGAAAAACCUUUUGGACAGGAUGACAGAAGUGGUUCAAGGUCCAAAUAAGAAGUUUAAUGUGACAUGGAGAACACAGUCUGAUGGGCUUGUAUUCCACAAAAAGAACACAAUGGCAGGUCAGGGGUCAGAGGGCCUCAAUCCUUGCAUGCCAGUCAACUAAAUAUUAUUCCUAAUAAUAUAAAGGCAAUCUUUUAAUGUUAACUUUUGCUUCACUAUCUGUACUCAACUUUAUAAUUAAUUAGAAUUAAACCUUAUUAUGAAAUAUGUAGUAGGUGGUGCAUGGCUUAAGAAAACACAAAUUAAGCUCUACACUAUUAAAUCUGAUAAUUAAUUGUUCUCUAUAUCAACAUAAACUGGUUGCCAGAGCACAAAUUUUUCAGGGAUUGCUGGUGAUUUGAUGUAUCCAAAUGAGCAGAGUCCAGCAGAGGGAGCGUCUUACAUACCACAUGACCAGUUAAACAAACUGAGUAGAUCUCAUUUAAACCUUCUUCUGAGUUUGCCUUGUAAAUAGAUGCACUGUGAAAGAGUUGCAGUGCAGAUGAAUGAAGUGAACAUAAUGAAAAGAUACAAAAUCAGGAAGUGAAACUUUUUUUUUUUUUUUUUUAACAGCUAAAGGAUUAUUUUGCUCAUUAACAACAUUGUACUGUAUGCUUUAAAAUUAUAAUGUUUUAUUUUUACAACAAUGUUAAAACUAAAAAAUGUACUUAAGUUUAAAUUUUCCAUCAUUUUUUAACUCAUAAUCAUUACAAUGUGUUCAAUAAUACACACACAUAUAUAUAUAUAUAUAUAUAUAUAUAUAUAUAUCACAUAGUUGUUUGGCUCCAUUUUAAAUCAUAAUGAUAACAGAAAUCACCCAAAUGGCCCUGUUCAAAAGUUUUCAUACCCUUGAAUGUUUGACCUUGUUACAGACAACAAGGUGACACACACAGGUUUAAAUGGCAAUUAAAGGUUAAUUUCCCACACCUGUGGCUUUUUAAAUUGCAAUUAGUGUCUGUAUAUAAAUAGUCAAUGAGUUUGUCAGCUCUUACGUGGAUGCACUGAGCAGGCUAGAUACUGAGCCAUGGGGAGCAGAAAAGAACUGUCAAAAGACCUGCGUAACAAGGUAAUGGAACUUUAUAAAGAUGGAAAAGGAUAUAAAAAGAUAUCCAAAGCCUUGAAAAUGCCAGUCAGUACUGUUAAAUCACUUAUUAAGAAGUGGAAAAUUCAGGGAUCUCUUGAUACCAAGUCAAGGUCAGGUAGACCAAGAAAGAUUUCAGCCACAACUGCCAGAAGAAUUGUUCGGGAUACAAAGAAAAACCCACAGAAAUACAGGCUGUUCUGGAAAAAGACGGUGUUGUUGUUUCAAAUAUAUAUAUAUAUAUAUAUAUAUAUAUAUACACAUGUGUGUGUGUGUGUGUGUGUGUGUGUGUGUGUGUUACAUCAGUUUGUCAGUGAACUAUUUCUUGUAUUCAGUGAGCUGAGCAUAAUUUUUUAGAAUAAAUAAUUUUAACAAUAAAUAACUUUAGGAUCUGUGCAGUCUGAAUAAUGACCAAAG